Messenger RNA from Lottia gigantea (owl limpet), 342 nucleotides. RefSeq lists its product as hypothetical. The coding region runs from base 1 to 342 and encodes 113 amino acids. NCBI's taxonomy places the organism in Eukaryota, Metazoa, Mollusca, Gastropoda, Lottiidae. The record is from RefSeq and is a predicted model, not a curated record. The transcript has 2 exons.
AUGGUUUUGGAAGCUGGUUCAAAUCCGAUAAAAACAAUUAAACACCCUGGGGAAUUCGAUACAAUGUUGAAAACAGUUUUAUAUCCUAAAGACUUCGAUUCAGUCUCAGGCUGGAUACCCGAUGUUGGCAAUGGAAGUGUUUUAAAAGAACCGGUAAGAAAUGUUCCAAAUGAUGCAGAUGAAGCUAGAAUGAGAGCUAUUACUCGAAACACAAUAGAGAGAGUAGGACGAGCAGAUAUAGAAAUAGCAUUUCUUCGUCGCAACACAAUAGGUAGUAUAACUUUAACUGGAGAAUCCACUACAUGGCCAAUCACUAACACUAUUAAACCAGAAGAUAUUUAA